CUGCAGAAUGCAAAUCCCGAAUUUGUUGCUAGAGCUGCAUGUGCUUCCUGAAGUGUUGUCCCCAUGUACACAGCAUCAGUCAUGCACUACAGCUGAAAUAGAGGUGUAAUCAUUUCUACCCUGAAAUUAGUAACACUUGGAGUUGUGGAACAAUUUUAUCUCUGCAAAGAUGGCAGAAUUGAGUGCAGAUGACUUACCUUUAAUGGCCAAUACAAGCCACAUUUUAGUAAAACAUUAUGCAGUGGAUUUAGAUGUUUGUUUUGAUAGUCAAAUAAUCACAGGGAACAUUGUUCUUUUUCUUGAACCAAAACGUUUAGAGAAAGAAAGUUUUGUUACUAAAGAAUUUAGCCCAUCACAGUCCUCUGAAACCUGCCAAUCUGGCAAGAAUGAAAUUAACCAAUCUGAUGUCCCACCUCCCAGAACUUACUCAUCAGAUUCUAGGAACAAAGACCCUGCUGUCUGCAUUAGUGGUGAAAGAGAUACUUCUGCAAUGUAUGAUCACCAUGGCAACCGGAAGCAGGCAUCUGGGAUUACUAGUUCAGAGAACUCCUGUGACAGAAGGAAUCAUGGAAAUGAGGAUUUUGUUCUAGUAUUGGACUGUUGUGAUUUAUCUGUGUUAAAGGUCGAAGAGGUAGAUGUUGCUGCUGUGUCAGGUGUUGAAAAACAUUUGUGUUCUGCUCGGCCAAGUCAUGGGUCAAAGGAACAGAUAAACUCCGGCAAUCAAAUGUCUGAAAUUCUGGCUUUACCUGCUAGCCAGUGGAAGGAGCAGCUGUCCUAUUACACUCAGCUUAGCCAAGCACCUAGAUAUGGGGAUCUUGUAUUUUCCACUGACACAUGGAGCUUGCAGAUUAGUAAAACAGGAAUAAAGGUGCCCGCCAACUUCCCUUCUGCUGUACGGAUAUGGUAUAGAACAACUGCAGAUGGGAGGUCAGUGAAGUGGACCACAGACCAAAGUGGAAGGCCAUGUGUUUACACAAUUGGUUCUCCUAUCAACAAUAGAGCACUUUUUCCUUGUCAAGAUCCACCAGUAGCAAUGUCAACUUGGCAGGCUACAGUCCGGGCUGCAGAUAAGUUUGUUGUUUUAAUGAGUGGGGAAAAUAUUUCUGCUCCAAUGCAGUGCCAUGAAGGACUCUACAGCUGGUUCUACUAUGUGACCAUGCCCAUGCCAGCUUCCACGUUUACUAUUGCAGUUGGAUGCUGGGAAGAAGCUAAAGAACCCUCUAAUGUGACAACUAAUGUAUUAACUAACACUUGCAGGUUACAAAGUCAGGAGUGUAGGCACAUGGAGUAUCCCUGCCGGUUCAGUAGUCCUGAAUCACAAGUAGAAGUUAUUAUCCCCCAUCGGAUCUUUGCUCCCCAUGGGUUACUGAAACGCUGCAAAGAGUUACUGCUUCCCUUACUUCCUCAGUGCCUUGCAGCUGCUCAUGCAGUGCUGGGGACCCAUCCAUUUUCAAGGCUUGAUAUUCUUAUUGUGCCACCCAAUUUCUCCAGUCUAGGAAUGGCAAGCCCACACAUCAUCUACCUAUCUCAGAGUGUUCUGUCUGGAAGCAACCAUCUCUGUAUGGCACGUGUUUGCCAUGAAAUUGCUCAUGCCUGGUUCGGAUUGGUAAUCGGUGCACGUGAUUGGACAGAAGAAUGGAUAAGUGAAGGAUUUGCCACCCACUUGGAAGAUGUAUUUUUAUCAAAAGCUCAAAAGCUCACCCAGAAAGAAGCAAAUGAGCAGCAAGAGUUAAAAGCAUUGCUUCGAUGCCGUCGUCUAAAAGAUGAAUUAAGGAAUACAGAAGAAGAACUGCAAGUAUUGAGACCUCAUGGUGAGAACACAGGAGAAGUGAGUGAUUCUGGUGCAUCCAUUGUCAAACACGGCCUGAAUGCAGAGAAAAUCUUCAUGCAAGUGCAUUAUUUAAAGGGUUAUUUCCUUCUUCAUUUCCUUGCAAAUAAAGUUGGAGAAGAGAAUUAUUUUUCUUUUUUGAGAAAAUUUGUGAUUGUUUUUCAUGGGCAACUAAUACUUUCUAAGGAUUUCCUUCAUAUGCUGUUUGAAAAUUUUCCUGAACAAAAUAGACUGGGUCUAACUGUUGAAUCCAUAUACCAACUCUGGCUUGAUGCUCCUGGAAUACCAAAGCCCUUGUUGGAGGAAAGCCAGACAUGGGAAGAAAACCGACUAGUUCAGCAAGUAAAUGAAGAGGUCUCAAAGUGGUUUCGAUUAAACCAGAAGAACAGAAAAGGGAGCAAACGGAAGAGAAAACACAGUAAAGAGUUUGAUGAAAAGAUACUUCCUGAUCAGCUGGUUUUGCUUCUGGAGAGACUGCUAGAGGAGAAGACAAUAUGUCCCAAGACUCUCUACUGCCUGGAGAAAACAUACAACCUACAUGACCAUGAUGCAGAGGUCCGGCAUAGAUGGUGUGAGUUGGUCGUAAAGCAUAAAUAUACAGCAGCCUAUAAGGAUGUGGAAACUUUCCUACUGCAGGAUCAGGCGAUGGGUGUGUAUCUCUAUGGAGAGUUAAUGGUAAACGAGGAUCCCAGACAGCAAGAACUUGCACACAAAUGUUUUGCUGCUGUCCGAGACCAUAUGGAUGUAUCCUGUGUGAAAGUGGUGGGAGAAAUGUUAUUUUAAUGGAAUAACUGCCAUAAAACAAUUCCUGUAGCUGAAUUGCUUAUCCAGUUGCUUAAUAGGUGCAAGCACUGCAGAUGUGCCUGAAACCUGGCGUAUGUGACAUAAAGACUGCGCGUGCUUCACCAGAAACUGUGAAAUUUAAUAGUUAUUCCUGAUUUACACUGUCUGAGACAUGAUGAGUUCAAACUGCAAUGCAAUAAACAUACAAAAUAAAAUCUUUUUUUUAAUGAGAAAUACAAAA
This is a messenger RNA of Bombina bombina (fire-bellied toad), 2852 nucleotides long. It is a transcript of the gene AOPEP, whose product is annotated as aminopeptidase O (putative). Gene Ontology annotation, cellular component: nucleolus. Gene Ontology annotation, molecular function: metalloaminopeptidase activity; zinc ion binding. NCBI's taxonomy places the organism in Eukaryota, Metazoa, Chordata, Amphibia, Anura, Bombinatoridae. The coding region runs from base 170 to 2611 and encodes 813 amino acids. The transcript has 16 exons. The record is from RefSeq and is a predicted model, not a curated record.